This is a messenger RNA of Oryza sativa Japonica Group (Japanese rice), 778 nucleotides long. RefSeq names its product putative invertase inhibitor. The record is from RefSeq and is a predicted model, not a curated record. Gene Ontology annotation, molecular function: enzyme inhibitor activity. NCBI's taxonomy places the organism in Eukaryota, Viridiplantae, Streptophyta, Magnoliopsida, Poales, Poaceae.
AGUGCAAUCAACAGCUGGAUCCUCUUUUAUUGUUCAGAGAUUAAGAUGACGAUACCUGCUAGUAUAAAGUUGUUGGUUCUACCACGAAAAAACACACCAAACAAGUAACCAAGCGGCACCAGGACAAGAAAAGCCAUGACGACCAUGAAGCUUGUGCGAUCGUUCUCUCCUCUCAUCGUCUUCUCCUUGCUCCUCCUGCUCACCUCCUCCACGACGUCCAGAGCCUCCCUCGUGGACGACGCCUGCACGUCGUUCGCGGCUAGCCACGCGGACAUCGGCUACGCCUACUGCGUCAGGUUCUUCCAGUCCGACGAGGGCAGCGCCACCGCGGACAGGUACGGCCUCGCCGCCAUCGCCGUGAAGAUCAGCGCGGCGACGGCCAGGGGCACCGCCAAGCGCAUCGCGGACCUGCAGGACCUGGAGCGCGACAAGAGGAGGAAAGAUUGCCUGAGCGCGUGCGGGGAGGUGUACGACUCCGCCGUGGACAGCCUCGACGAGGCGGCCAAGGGCAUCGCGUCGCGCAGCGCCGACGGCCUGCGGGACGCGGUGACCGUGCUCAGCGCCGCGCUGGACACCCCCGACACGUGCGAGGACGGGUUCCGCGAGCUCGGCCUGGCCUCGCCGCUGGUCGCCGAGGACGAGGAGUUCAGCAAAGAGUCGGCCAUCGCUCUCGGUGUCACAUCGGCCUUAUCGCCGCCGAGCUAGGAUGACGUCACAAGAGUUACAGCGUCUGUAAUCCUAUAAAUCCUUUGCGUAAUAAAUUAAUUACUCUGGAAAA